This is a messenger RNA of Anopheles moucheti, 1265 nucleotides long. Its product is annotated as alpha-tocopherol transfer protein-like. Gene Ontology annotation, molecular function: phosphatidylinositol bisphosphate binding. Bases 178 to 1104 code for a protein of 308 amino acids. The transcript has 4 exons. Gene Ontology annotation, cellular component: membrane. Lineage: Eukaryota; Metazoa; Arthropoda; Insecta; Diptera; Culicidae. The record is from RefSeq and is a predicted model, not a curated record.
CCGUAAUCAGUUCCGCACAAACCACAGCAGUAGCCGAACGUGUUAUCAUCGGGAGAAAAAUUGAACCGUAAAACACACAUUUAGCUGAUCGGUUCGAGUUACAUCAAUUAACCGUAGUUAUACCUGCAACAAGUUCAUUUGACGCAACAAGGACACCGCGUGCGUGCUGUACGAACGAUGGCUAACUUAAGAUCGCUGGUACCGGAACUGGCUGAAAAGGCGCGCGAUGAGCUGAACGAAGUGCCCAACCGCAUCCCCGAGGACUUGGCGACGCUGAAAGCAUGGUUACUCAAGCAACCGCACCUAAACUCGCGCACGGACGAUCAAUUUUUGGUGAACUUCCUGCGUGGUUGCAAGUACAGCUUGGAAAAGACGAAAGAAAAGCUGGACAACUACUACACGGUGAAGACAGCGAUACCGGAGUUUUUCGACAAUCGUGAUCCCGCCAAUGAGUCGCUGCAGAACUACAUGUCGUUCGGUGUCAAUCUUCCCCUUCCCCAUACGCUCGAGAGUGACGGGCCUCGGUUCAUGCUGGUGCGCAUGGGUGCGUACGAUGCCAGCAAGUAUUCGAUCGUGGACGUCAUGAAGGUGUGCUAUAUGAUCACCGAUCUGUUGCUGGUAGAUGACGACUCCUCCAUCAUCGCCGGACAUAUGGUGCUGGUCGAUUUAAGGGGCCUCACGUUCGCCACACUAUCACAAUUCAAUCCCACGUUCAUCAAGAAAAUGACCUCCGUCAUUGAAGCCUUCCCGAUACGCACCAAAGGCAUCCACUUCAUCAACCCGUCCUCCGGGUUUGACGCUCUCUUCAAGCUGUUUCAUGGAUUUUUAAGCAAAAAGAUUCAAGAGCGCAUACAGGUGCACGAGUCAUUCGAAGCCCUUCACAAGGUGGUGCCCAAGAAGUAUUUGCCAGAGGAGUACGGUGGUAGCGGUGGGCGGUUAAAUGAUAUAAUUGAGGAUUGGCGGAAGACUUUGGUUGCCCAUCGUACGUUUUUCGCCGAAGAUGCCAAAUAUCGGAACGAUGAGCGAAAACGGCCAGGCAAACCGAAAAAUGCCAGCACACUGUUCGGUGUGGAUGGAUCGUUCCGUACGCUCGAGUUUGAUUAGAAUAAGCGGAAAGCUAAAGCAUUACUGGGAUAGCAUAGAGUAUAGCCAGCUCUAAUAAGCCAGGAGGAGGGGGUCGACUGAAUUCAUAUACACUUGGGAGAGACGAUGAAUGCAAUGGUUAGUGUGCGAUAAAUUGAAUACCACUUAAACUGUCCAAUGAA